Messenger RNA from Harpegnathos saltator (Jerdon's jumping ant), 4319 nucleotides. Its product is annotated as LIM domain only protein 3. Gene Ontology annotation, biological process: positive regulation of transcription by RNA polymerase II. Lineage: Eukaryota; Metazoa; Arthropoda; Insecta; Hymenoptera; Formicidae. Bases 558 to 1307 code for a protein of 249 amino acids. The record is from RefSeq and is a predicted model, not a curated record. Gene Ontology annotation, molecular function: DNA-binding transcription factor binding; transcription coactivator activity. Gene Ontology annotation, cellular component: nucleus. The transcript has 5 exons.
UCGGUGGGGUCGACGAGAGGGUGGCUGGGCAACACUCGUGGUGGGGAUUUAUCACUCUCGGUGGCGUGCCGUGGCCGCACGCGGCAUUCGGCAGUUUACAGCCGACCGCCGAACUGGCGAUUUCGCGAUACGAUUUCGGCGCGACGCAGCGCCACGCUCCGUUCUUCGCGCAGGAGAUCGCCUAGGGGUGCGUGCACGUGCGCGGGCGCGCACUCGAGCGUUCGUCGAGGGGCGCCGCAAAGGGACGUUUGUUGUUUGUCGUUGUUGUGAAACACUCGUGACGAUUGACGCGGUUUGACGGUAGACUGGCGGAUAGAUAGAUAGGUAGAUAGAUAGAUAGACAGAUCGAUCGAUCGAUCGACCGACCGAUCGUUUGAACUGGUCCUCGAUGGAGAGAGACACCCGGGCACGCACGGGGGUUAGUGGCUGUUUCGUGCGUCUUGUGCAGUGCCACGUGAGGCGGAGCGCUUAAACGGAGGACGGUGGAGACUGCCGCUCACGGAACCUUCGCCGUUUGCCAGUGAUUGUUGCCAGACGGCGCCGUAGCCAAGAUCACGAUGACUAUGGACGUGAGCAAAUCCGAGACGAAUAAAAAUGGUUCGACGCAGCAGGAGUGCGCCGGCUGCGGAAAGACAAUUACGGAGAGGUACCUCCUCAAGGCCUUGGACCUCUACUGGCACGAGGACUGCCUCAAGUGCGGAUGCUGCGACUGUAGGUUAGGAGAGGUCGGCUCUACGCUCUACACCAAAGCUAACCUUAUCCUCUGUAAGAGGGACUACCUCAGGCUCUUCGGCAACACAGGAUGCUGCGCGGCAUGUAACAAACCAAUACCGGCGUUCGAGAUGGUCAUGAGGGCCAGGACGAAUGUCUAUCAUCUCGACUGCUUCGCCUGUCAACAAUGCACUCAUCGGUUUUGCGUGGGCGAUCGGUUUUACUUGUGCGAGAAUAAGAUUCUCUGCGAGUACGACUACGAGGAGAGGCUAGCCUUCGCUAAUAUGGCGUUACAGACACCCGCCUCAUUAGCAUACAUCAAAAGGCAACUUCCUCCCACACCGACGCCCCCGGGCCAGAACAUGCACCCGGGACACAAUCCGCUGCAGGCUCAUCAGGGUCUGGGGCAGUCGGUGGCUCAACACAAUCACGUGCCGAACGGUCAAAUGUCGGGCGGUACGCCGACGGUGAACGGGACGGCUAUAGGGGUCGGCGGACCGAGGGCGCCGGGUGACAUGAACAACAACGGCCUGUCGGGGCCCGCUCUCGGACCCGUGAAGCCGCCCCCGAUGUCGAUGCAGGCGCCGACCAGCUGAAACGAGGCUUCGCCGUCUCUGAAGAAGCUCAGGUGUCUCAGCGGUUACUAAGACCGACGGGAGUUCUCCUCGCUCCGUGGAGAUAAUUGAAUAUUUCAAGCGGCGGGGAGGAGGAGGAGGAGGAGGAGGAGGGGGAGGAGGGAGGAGUGGGACGAAAAGAAGUAUACGUUGCACCGCUGAGAAGAACGGACGGGAUGGACGGGAGGAAAGGGGUUGCGAUGUCGAGGGCUCGCGGAGUGACAGAGACCGCGGCGGGAAGGGAGAAGAUUGGAACACGCGCGCGCGCAGGAUCGGACGCGAAGUCCUUCCUGGGACUUUGGCGAUGAAGUGUGACGCUCAGCAGUUGGAGAUUGGAAUCACUGUGAUCGUGGCAAAUGAACAAAUUUCAUGGCGGAUAUGUUAAUACAAUAGGACACGCGCGAGGUACGGGCCAGAGCACGCUCGAUACACCGUAUUUACGAACAGACCCACACACACAUACACACACACACACACACGUAUACGGACACCACGCAUACACUGCUACACGUCGCACCCGGACACGAACGGACGCCGAACGACGUUCGCGUAGUUCUCGGGGGCCGAUGCACAUGUGUGCAUCUUGUAAGAUACGACCACACGCGACACACACGUAAGGUUAAAUUAGAUGAUUUGUGUAAGAUAUAUUUCCAGCGAGAGAGACGAGACACGGGGGUGGUGAAUGUGAGGGCUCUCAGCGAGCGCGUGCAUGCGUGUGUGCGUGUGUGUGUGCGAAUGAAUGGCGGAGUCGCUUGUAAAUAAAUCUGUGUCGUAUUCGACUCCGUGAGUGAGCAAGAGAGGGAGAGAGGGGGAGGGGGAGAGGGAGGAUGAAACAAUUACCAGUAUACGCAGGCCCACCAAAAUGACUCUUAUCCCGCUCGUGAUACCGCCAUCGUUGAUCCGUAAAGACGUGGAGCGCCAGUUCGGAGGAAACAGCAACAGUGAGGGAAAGAGAAAGAGAGAGAGAGAGAGAGUGAGAGAGAGAGAGAGAGAGAGAGAGAGAAGCGAACUUUCAGCGAGAGCGAAGAGGACACGAGGGGUUCUGUAACACGUGCCAUAAUCCUGCGAUCUCUCGUUUCACAGCCGACCGAAAGGGCGCUGCCAGGAAGAGGGAAAGGAGACGAGUAAGAUGAUGAUUAUUUUAUAUUCCGCGAUCGCGGAGAAUCGCGGCAAGCGCGACCGCGACUUCGCGAGCUCUCGCACGCGCGUCUCUCGCAAAUUUAUACCAACGUAAACAUAAUUCUUCCCUCGUCGCGCCUGGCACUCGGAAACGACGACGCGGCAGACUUCAUUUUCGUGUCCCUCUAGUCUCGUAAAAUUUCCGUUAUGUCGCGCGGUGUGUCAUCGUUGAUUCUCGCGUCGGAGAAGAGAGCGGGACGUGCCCGCGACAGUCGAUACCAAAGAGAUAAUUCAAGACAUUAGGUUAAGAGCCCCUCGGAUCGAGCGCCGCGGAGAGAGAGAGAGAGAGAGAGAGAGAGAGAGAGAGAGAGAGAGAGAGAGAGAGAGAGAGAGAGAGAGAGAGAGAGAGAGAUUGAGUUUUCGACAGCCCGACGCGCGUCACGGCGACGGUUAUUUUCCACCAGCAUCCAUCCGGCGGAGCGUUCGCGAGACGGCGAGGAGCAACGGCGGAUUAUCGUACGGAUCCCCCCGAUCGGUCUCGAUGCUCGCGUCGGAGCUUUCGGUAAAUCGGACAAAGCACUCUUACUCACUUUUCACGUCACUUUUCACUUUCGUGCCGAGAGAAGCCCAUAGUGAUUUAUGUUUCCCGCGUGUUCGACGAGACGUCGAGCCUUCGUCGUAGACAGCCGCGCAGCUCCGGCGGCAAGCUGACCCAAGCGGGAUCUUCGCGCGUACGUUAAUCCGCCGCCGACGACGUGAGAUGCGACGCGAGCCGGAGCCGCCAGAGCGCGGCGAGGGGCUUAGUCACUUAGCUUUAACGCUUCAAUGCCAAAAAUACGAGCGGCGCUUAUCUAUACCAAACGCCAAACGGCACACAUCCCUUCGUAAUCGUGCGAAGCAGGUGGGAAGAGGGCGACGACGAGGAUGCUCUCUCGCGCCGCGCUCUCGUCGGCGCGCGCCAACACUAUUAACCGCGGGCUCACGAGUCCACGCUAAUUUCGCCGUGAGUGAUUUCCACGCGGCGCCGGAAGGUACCGGUCUGUCUCGUUCUCGCGUGUGUCCGGGCUUUCUCUCGCUCGCGACCGGCGGGACCCCGCUUGCACCGACGUCGCCGCGGAGCGACAGGGUAACCGUAACGCACGUAACGUUGUUCUCUCGGCAGGCGCAUCAAAUCCCCUCCGUAGUGCCGGCUACACACAUCUUCUUAUCAUCGCGUACACAGACAGAGUUGCAGGCCGAUCGUCUCUGCGCCGAGCUGAGCCCGCGAUUACGGUUACUUGAUCCCGAAGCGGACGGGAAAACACGGAGUCGAUGGCUGAGGAGAGACGCGUCCGAUUCUCGCACUCGCAACGCGAUCAUCGGUGCAAUCGGUCUCACGUUCCGCCGGAACUGUCGACAGAGUCGUCGUCGUCGGCGCUCCCGACGCUCACGACGACGAUGCGACGCGCGCUGAAUCCGAGAGAACGCAGGCGUAAUCGGGAUUUAUAGUUUGCGCAUCGAGUAUAUGUAAAUUAUCGAGCAACAGUGGAUCGAACCCGACGACUAUCGUACCGUGUUAGUACAAAGAUCCUGUGACGUAGAGAGAGAGAGAGAGAGAGAGAGAAUGAGAGUGAGAGAGAGAGACUGAGAGAGAGAGAGAGAGAGAGAGAGAGCGAACGAAAGAGAGUCGGCUACGAUAGAGGCGAUACAGUGACGAGCGAGAAGGACAUGUGUCUCCCACGUAGGCGGAGAAAACGAGGGACGAUUUUUUCCCGUUUUUUAUCCAUCUGUAUAUAACAUCACUUACUAGGGCUCUAUUAAUAUAUUUACGACCGCUCCCCUUCGCGCGGGGGCUCCCAUUACUACCGAGAAAAUAUAACAUUCUUAUAAAUACAA